AUGAGAGCACCAAUGACAGCCAAAGAAGUUCAAAAACUUAAUGGAAGGAUCACACCCCUCAGACGAUUUGUGUCAAACUCAGCAAAGAGAUGUCUCCCAUUCCUUAAAACACUAAGAAACGUAAAAAACUUCGAAUGGAAUGAAGAAUGCCAACAAUCUUUCGAGGAGCUUAAAAAAUUUCUGAGCUCACCACCACUGCUCUGCAGGCCCGAGGCAGGAGAAAUCUUAUACUUAUACCUGAGUACCACCAACGAAAUAGUAGCAUCAUUGCUUGUCAAAGAAGAAGGAGGAGAGCAGAAACCGGUAUACUAUACGAGCAAAGUAUUGAAAGGCCCCGAUCCCAGAUAUAGCGAAAUUGAGAAAUUCGCAUUCACACUUGUGUUGACGGUGGAAAAGCUAAAGAGAUAUUUUCAAGCCCACUCGGUGAUAGUCCGAACAAACCAGUCGCUAAAGAAAGCCCUGGGAAGACCAGAAACGUCGGGAAGAUUAAUCAAUUGGUCCAUCAUGUUAGGAUCAUAUGACAUAAAAUAUGAGCUGCGGUCUUCCAUAAAAGCACAAAUCCUAGCAGACUUCGUCGCUGAAACAACAACAACCAACCAACCAUUAGAAGUGGAUGAGAGCAUGGUCAGAUGGGUAUCACAAGUAGAUGGAGUGUCGAACAUGAUACGCUCAUGGGCAGGCAUGGUACUGAAAGGACCACACUCUAUAAAAAUGCAACACUUGGUCAACUUAAACAUCUCAGCCACAAACAACUCGGCCGAAUACGAAGCUCUGAUAGCGGGGUUGCGAAUGGCAACAGUGGUCAAGGCAGAACGACUUAAAAUUCAAGGUGACUCACAGCUAGUGGUCAACCAGGUGCUAGGUCUAUUCGAAAUAAAAGAUCUCGAUAUGAGAAAAUAUGUAGACCGAGUUAAGGAGCUACUAGCCAAAAUUGCCGAAGAUGGCAGGAAAUGGGAAUUAGAGCAAAUUCCUAGAGAGGAAAACAAAGAAGCAGACAUAUUAGCUAAAGCCGGAGCAGCCAAAGAAACAAUACCGGGCAUGCCAUCAUCAGUUCAAAACUUCAGCAGCAUCCAGAAUCCCGAGGUGACUUUACUAAUUAAUCCAUUACACCAAUGGAUGGAGCACAUCAUAACAUACAUAGAAAACGGAAGCCUACCAGUAGAUAAAAGUAAAUCGAGGAAGGUCAAACGCCGAGCACCGCACUUCUCGUACCGAGAUGAGAUCAUAUACCGGAAAUCAUUUUCCCACCCUUGGUCCAGAUGUCUUACAAUAGAAAAAAAAAAUAUGUCUUAG
Molecule: messenger RNA, 1293 nt
Organism: Mercurialis annua (annual mercury)
Lineage: Eukaryota; Viridiplantae; Streptophyta; Magnoliopsida; Malpighiales; Euphorbiaceae
Exons: 1
Coding region: 1-1293 (430 amino acids)
Molecular function (GO): nucleic acid binding; RNA-DNA hybrid ribonuclease activity
Source: RefSeq, a predicted model, not a curated record